CAGCAUCCCCCGCGGCGGUAGCGGAGUCCGUCCCUGCUCGGUGACCUUCGGUGGGCCGCUCGCUCCCGGCUGUAACGAUGGUGCAGACCAUGCUUCCAAAGUCAUUGAGAGCCAUGAAAUUCUACUUCACAACUGUGUAUCAAGAAAUAUGGGUUGGUGUAGCAUUAACAGCUUAUGUCUAUUACAAAAUUUCAUAUGGUGGCAAAAAAGCAGUGGCAGAUAAGUCCUCUGGUGCUGGCCAUCAUUAAAGACACCUUCUCUUCUUGGAGUAUGAAUUUGGUGGUUCGUCAUCUUUACUGUAAAUGAAGCAAGUUACAACCAUAGGGAAGUCAAUUCUAAAACUGUACCUGAUCCAUCUGCUGUAAUUAGAGAAAGAAUAAAUCCAGUGAGCAACAAGGAAUUAAACAUGUUGGACAAAGUAUGCUGGAGUGUAUUGUUAACCUAAUUUUUAGAAUACAGAUAUUUUGUUUUCUACAGUUCUUCAAAGUUCCAUGUUAAACUUUUUCAAUAGUACUUCCAAAAAGACCAACUUUCUGUAACUAAACUUCUUAAUAGAAUUAGCCAGUAUUUCUUACAAUAGCAUUAAGCCUCUUUUCCUUUUUUUUUUCCCCCUAAUUAUAUCUUUUUUUGGCUAGAACUUUUGAAAUACUCCAUUUACUUCUAAAAUGUCAUUUAAUAGUAUGCCAAGUGUGAGGACUUAAUUCUCAGCUUUUUGUCAAUUUGCAGUGCAAUAAUUAAGGGUACAAAAAGUUGUUUUUAAAGCCUUUUUUUGAAGAGUUCUUAGUUCUGCAAGGUUUAAAAGCAAAAGCUGUAUUGUUAUUAAAACACAAUGCAAAAUAUUUACAGAGGUUUUUAAAAAGUACACUAUUGGCAACUAUCUUUUUUUGUCCUUCAUAUUCAGUAGAGCUAAAGAAUUAUUCUGAAAGGCUCUUCCUUUAGUCACAAAUUUUGCAAAGCAGUAAGUAAUAACAUGUGCAUAUUGUAUGAGAAAAUUGAUAGUACGUGAGCCCUCAUCUGCCAUUUAAGCUUAUGAAAAUCUCAGAAUUUAAAGGGAAUAAUGAAAUCACGCACUGUGGCAGCAGUUAAUAUGAGCAUAAACAAACAUUUAACUGACUUCAAAGAAUUUUCCUGAUAAAUUAGAAGUAAUAUAUGUAUUACUAGGAUGGGUCAUUAGUGGUUUUUGCAGAUAGCUGUUAAAAUAACUCCAUAGCUAGUAUUGUACUUUGGAGACUCUAGGAACCUAUACUAUCUUACAAAAAUCAGUUUUCAGAACUGUACAUACUGAAUUCAGUACCAAGGAUACAUAAUGUAUAAAACCAAAACUGGACUUCAUGUCAUGUUUUAAAUUUAGCCUAAUCUGCUUUUGAGAAGAUUUAAGAGGCUUAAGUCAUUUUAAUGACUUAAUGCUUACGUACAUCUUUUUAACUACUUCACUGAAACAUGUUAAAUCUUUCAGCUUGAUUAAAGUUUUGCUUUUCAAUCUCUCUGACUGCAGUAUCUGGCCAUAACUUAAAUUUUGUAUUUGAAUACUCAGGAACUUGAGAACCUUACCUGCUGAUGGCAAACAUGCCAAACACUGUGUUGCCUUUAAUUUCUUCAAAAUUUAUACUUCUGCUUAAGCUUAAUAGCUAUACCUACUGUGAGUAGAGUAAAACUAUCAGUUGUAUUUCUCUGAAAGCUUUUUUAAAAAGGCAGAUAUAGCAUUACUCAAUUUGAAAAGAAUAGGUGACAUCUUUCUUUCACGCAUUCUUGACAUUUUUUCCACCUUCCAGUCUUCCUUCUUGCUGCAUCUUCCCUUGAUAUAUUUUAGCAGAUUCUUUCAUCACUUUCAUCAUUUCUGUAUGGGGUUUUUCAGUGUUUCCCCACUGCAGAAGAAUGAAUGACAAGUAGAAAGAACUCACUAUUUGUUUCUUUACAUAAAACCAAAGGCAUCCAGAAGAAGGGAAUAGAGAACAAAAACUAGAAGAAAAUUGAGCUUCAAAUGAACAGAUAUUAGGCCAGUGGUGAUUACAGGGUGGGUCAGAGUUGUGGUAUAGUUAAUAAGUGGUUCAGAUAGAAAAUUUAUGCCAGGUAAGGAGCUAUAUGUGCAUUUGUAAUGCAAAUUUAUGAUCACUAAGUUAUAGUUCCUAAAAUACUACACAUACUUCAAAUGACCUGCUUUAGCAAUUUUCCAAUUACAGAGCUGAGGAAAACAAGCUAGGGAAAAAACAUUAAUCACUGCAGGAUUUGCUUCACCUUAGCUAGAACGUAGCACACUGGGACUGAGCUAUAUCAAUGUGCUGCCUGAUCUCCUAGAUGUUAAUUGAAAAGCAAGAGGAGCUUCUGCUAACCUGCCCUUGGAGCACAGUUAACUGCUCUUUUAGGUAAACUUAACCUACUUCAACACUUAAUGCUUCUUGAUAUCUGACUUGCUUGAUUUUCUAGUAGAGAAAGAAAGUUCAUAUGGGCAGCAAUGUCUGGGUUAUGAAAGCUACAAUUUCUACUGAAAUAAUGCUAUCUGCAACUGAUUCUUCCAUUAGUGAAUCUGUGUCAGAAAUUUGCAUGAAGGUUGCAGAGUAUUUCUUCCUGUUUGUGAUUCUUAACACACAAAUCUCUGCAAAAGAUAAGGGAGGUAAAACCAGUGCUUAUACUUAAAAUAGAUUUUUUUUUUUUCUUGAGUAGGAUACAGAAGGAGGAAAUCAACUUUCAGACAGCAGGUUGACUUAAAAGCAGAAAUCAACACAUCCAUAAUGUGUAACACCAGUAGUACUAUCUAUGUGUCUGAAACAUACCGGGUAGCGUAAAAGGCAAUAGAAGAAAGUUAGCUAAGGCAUUAGAUGUGCCAUUUCUUACAUACAGUGGGGUGUGGAUGAAGUACUCAGUUUUCUUUGCAGCACUAGGAUCUGGAGUGUAGCCCUAGUUAGAGAAGCAUUGCAGAAGAGCACUGUUAAGUGAAUAUUCUUAUUUUAGAAUAUGUGCCGCCUUUUCUGAUUUAGCUAAGGUGAUUUCUAAAGCUAACUUAAAACAAAAGGGGUUUCUUGUUCCACGUAAGUGUCUACAUAGACAAGCCUCAGCUCCUGAACAAACCCAUUUUCUGUGCAAAUGACUAUUUAAGAUCAGGACUUUAAUCUAUAGCAGUAAGAUUAAUCAUGAUUCAUAAUUAAACACUGGUGGAGGAAAUGCUUACUGCUCAUUGACAGAUCAUGCCGUUUCCAUUUCGCUGCUGCCUCUGUAUAUUGCUGACAUGUCUAAAACAAGAGGAUUACAUUUAAACUUUGUAGUAAAAUAGUUCAGCAACUGCAUUUUUAAUUUGUUGCCUGUGAUAAGGCAUCAACAAUGACAAAAACUUGACUGUUUACUACCUUUGCAAUGUUAGUGGAACAAACUCCUGUAGGGGCUGAAAAGCCUCAUCCAAUUCCUGCAGCACCAUCUUGACCAAGCUUUGGUGUGGCACUGGUGAUUGUUUUUUAAAUCAGUACAGAACAUGAAAGCUCAGCAAUAGGGAGCUGUAUUAAUACUGGGUCUUACUUACGGCCAGGAUUUCUCUUUGUGGAGCUCUGAGAUUUCUAGAACAUUUUCAAGUGUUGUCCUACAAUUAGGAAUCUCAGAAUAUCCCCUGCAUGCUAAUAAAGUAGUAUGGAAUACUCUAGGGGAGCAGCAAAAUACAGUCAGAGCCAAGGAAACAUUAGUCACAGGGCCCAUUCUACUUAACCUCUUUAAUGGCUAACUUGGAAAAAAACCCAAAUGUGUAUUCACGUUAAUUGGGAGGAUGAGUAAAGUUGCAGGAAAUUAUCUAACGCAACUGAAACAGCUGAACUAGUCUCCUGUUUAUCUGAAUCAUGAU
This is a messenger RNA of Haliaeetus leucocephalus (bald eagle), 3823 nucleotides long. It is a transcript of the gene ATP5MJ, whose product is annotated as chromosome unknown open reading frame, human C14orf2. The coding region runs from base 78 to 248 and encodes 56 amino acids. Gene Ontology annotation, cellular component: mitochondrion. The record is from RefSeq and is a predicted model, not a curated record. The transcript is spliced from 4 exons. Lineage: Eukaryota; Metazoa; Chordata; Aves; Accipitriformes; Accipitridae.